Messenger RNA from Anisakis simplex (herring worm), 294 nucleotides. Lineage: Eukaryota; Metazoa; Nematoda; Chromadorea; Rhabditida; Anisakidae. The record is from the annotation of a GenBank genome assembly.
AUGGAGAUGAAGGCAUCGCAAAGCAAGAACUUGUGUUCGAAAGACGUUAUUGUUGUGACGAUACAAUAUCGUUUGGGUAUUCUCGGAUUUGCGGCAACAGGCGAUGACAAUUGCAUACCAAAUUUGGGUCUUUGGGAUCAGGCGGCAGCGUUAAGCUGGAUCAAAGGGAACAUAUCCUCAUUCGGAGGUGAUCCUGGCAAUAUCACGGUAUUUGGUCAGAGCGCUGGUGCGGCCUCAGUUGAUCUGCUGUCAUUAUCGCCUUAUACAAGAGGUACUCCUAGAAGUUGUUCGUAG